This is a messenger RNA of Cyprinodon tularosa, 1037 nucleotides long. RefSeq lists its product as uncharacterized. Gene Ontology annotation, cellular component: plasma membrane. Gene Ontology annotation, biological process: interleukin-15-mediated signaling pathway. The record is from RefSeq and is a predicted model, not a curated record. The transcript has 9 exons. Bases 70 to 855 code for a protein of 261 amino acids. Gene Ontology annotation, molecular function: interleukin-15 receptor activity. NCBI's taxonomy places the organism in Eukaryota, Metazoa, Chordata, Actinopteri, Cyprinodontiformes, Cyprinodontidae.
GAUCUUCAGUGAACAGCCGCGCGUGAGGCCACAUCAUCGCUGCAGCAUGAGACCCGUCUGACUUUGGCCAUGAUGGAUCCAUAUCGAGUUUCCACCCCCUUCUGUUUCAUCAUCGUUUAUCUGCUCGGAGCGACGCGUCUCUCCAGCUGUGCUAAUUGCUCAUGUCCAAAAAUUCCUCCAAAGAAUUUUACUUUACCAAAAGAUGGCUGCUUCAACAGUGGAGAUACUUAUCGUUACCAGUGUAUUCAAGGCUAUACAAAUAAAGCAGGAACAUCAACUCGCAUUAAGUGUGAGGAGCAGGAUGGUGUUUUGAACUGGUCGAAACCUUCACUUGUGUGUAUACCCAAGCCAGGAUAUAAACCACAGCCAACAACCAGCCAAGCUAAUUGCUCAUGUCCAGAAAUUCCUCCAAAGAAUUUUACUUUACCAAAAGAUGGCUGCUUCAACAGUGGAGAUGCUUAUCGUUACCAGUGUAUUCCAGGCUAUACAAAUAAAGCAGGAACAUCAACUCGCAUUAAGUGUGAGGAGCAGGACGGUGUUUUGAACUGGUCGAAACCUUCACUUGUGUGUAUACCCAAGCCAGGAUAUAAACCACAGCCAACAACCAGCCAAGAGGAACCAAACUUUAAACCAACUCCAACAAGUGCUUCAGAAACUUCCACCAACCAGAGUGUUAGAGGCUCUACUGAAGCUUCGAACUGCAUCUCCAGGCCGGAAACAUUGCGAGUCGCCAUCUGUUUACCUCUGGCGGUCCUAUUUGCUGUCAUGACUGGCAUCAUCAUCUUAAUGUAUAAAAGGAGAAACAAGCCGAUUCUCUCCAAAGACGCUGAGGAACUGGAGCCAAUGAAGUGCUGAGUCAUGACAGACACCACAUGGCAUUAACAGGAAGGAAGAUCUGCCAGGAUGUACUUCAAUAUAAAUAUAACGUCUUUAAAGCCGUCCCCACUGCUUUUGGAAAUGCUUUUGCAAUCUUGUGUUUUAUAGCUAACCGACAUUAUUUGAACUAAAGGCAUGAUUAAAGAAAGAGACUAUAAAAG